Messenger RNA from Trichobilharzia regenti, 2512 nucleotides. The record is from the annotation of a GenBank genome assembly. Lineage: Eukaryota; Metazoa; Platyhelminthes; Trematoda; Strigeidida; Schistosomatidae.
UUUCCUGGUGCCGGUCAAGUCCUCUUUGAACAAGCAAUAUCUGGAACGUUUUUGGAAUUGGGUCAAGUUCAACAAUGCCUGGGUCAAAGAAGGGACAGAGCGUCUUGGAUGCAAACAGGAAAGUAAGUCAUGGUGACUUGUCUGUUACUUGUAACGAUGUGUCUGAUGUGAAGCAUGACAUGGUUGAUGUUACUGUUUCGCCGUCCAGGGAUAAUAGGAACAUCAAACUCCCUAAAUUUGAACCAUGGUGUUUUGAUGGAAACCCAGCUGAUUAUUUACAAUUUGUAAAGAAGUUUCAGAUCAUGUUGAGUAGUUUUUUAUUAAGUGAUGAAUUGAAGUUAAUGUAUUCGAUGAGGUAUUGCACUGGAGAUGCUUCAAGAGCUAUACAGUGCUGUAAGUUUAUGAAUCCAAAAGAGGGCUACUACGAGGCUAUGAACAUAUUACGUCAAAGGUUUGGAAGACCUUCGAUGAUUGCAGGGAAAUUAUUCAAGGCUGUUAAGGGUAAUGGUGGUCAAUUACAGGAUGACUCCCAGGAACUCACUGAGAUUUUAGAUAAUUUGCUAAUUCACAAGAAUGCAAUGAUUUCGAUGAAUCGCAUGAGUGACAUCAACUCGAGUUUUAUACUAGAAGUAAUAGCAAGACGCCUACCUACUCGACUGCAAAGGAAGUGGGUGAAGAUAAGCUCCCGUAUGGAGGAUGAGGGUAUCGAGCCAAAAUUUGAUGAUAUCCUGAAACUAGCAAAAGAUAGUGUCAAUCAAUCGAUGAGCAAGUUUGCCAGUAUAUUGAAUCUCACCCCUAGAAUAGAGCAGUCUGAGAGCAAAACGCAAUCAUUGAUGACGAGUAGGCCUCAGAGAGGUGGAUAUCGAGAAGGCUCCAUGAUGUCUAGUAAUGCAUAUAGACCUAGUGAGUGUAACAGGAUUCGUAGUACAUCCUCAACAGAUAAGUUACAAGAUGCAAGACAAACACGGUUGUGUCUUACACGUGUGCAAGAGGUGCAUACAGAAGUGAACUGUGAACCAGUGAGCAAGUUCAGUGAUAAGCUGAAUGUAAACUCCAGGCCUGACUCCGAAUUGUGUGACGAUAACGGUGCGGUGAAGAAGUCUGUAGUUGCAACUGGUAAGCCAUUGUUGAAUAGAGUGUCACAGAAUAGAGUUAUUGCUUCAGAAUGCAGUUCUGACUCCACAAGUUUACAAAGUAUUACUAGUCAGAGUGAAGAUAUAAAACCUUUUAGGAUUUGCGAGGAGGAACCAAAAUUGUCUACUUCUGUUAUUAAAGAGUUUGAAAAUGAUGAAGUUGACGGUAAAGUGAAUAAUUGUGAUAAUGAUCAUGAUAGUGCAGAUUUGUCUUUGGUUGAUCAUGAUGAGAUGAGGGAUAUGCCUACUACUGCUAAUUUGAACAAAGGUUCUGUACAACUACAACGUGAAGUAGAAUUGAACGCAGAUGCACUUCCAGAAGGUGUGCAUACUUGUGAGACAGCCGGUGUAAUUGAUCAGCGUGUAGCCCACUUAUCAUCAGAUGAUAGUGCUAAACCUGAGCUGAUAGUAAAACACACCAGUGGUGGUGGUCUUGCAGGUAGACAUAUUUCUGAAAGCCGAGCGACAACAGCUUCUGAUCCACCGCUAAGUUCAUCACCUUGUGUCACCCAGUCAUCGUUGGUGUUGUCAUCCACAAUGAAACAGACGCCCAUCAACUCAAGUAUCUUGUGCUAUGACUAUGCUAGUACCAGUCCGUUUGAAAAGACGAAAGAUAUUGCUCAGUUUAGUGAGAAUAAGCCAAGUGUAAACGAGAGAGUAAUUGUUAAAUUGACUUGCACGAAUAAAGGCAUUUCUAGUUUCAAGUUACUAUUUGAAUGUUAUUAUCUUUGGUGUAAAUUACUCUGUUUCUACACUUGGUUGACCAGAUACGUCGUGUGUUUGUUCGUCAUCUAUAUUCUAAGAUACAAUGACAUGAGCGUGUUUCCGUUCAGAUUUGAGGAUAUAGCUGAUAGAAGGAAGUUAGCAAAUGAACUCUGCAACGAUUUUCCAACCUAGGGCGUCAACCUGAGAAGGGUUGUAGGCGUACUGCUGUAAGUCCUACAAUUCUCCAAAGAGUAGUGCAUCAAUGAGCAGUCCAAUGUGCUUGGUGUGCGAUUUUGUACAUAUGUUCAUACUGUAUAUACUGAAUUGAUGCCAUCUGUCAUCUAGCUGUUGGUAAUUCUGUUUGUGUCCGGACAUUCCACAACUUGCAAUCGUCAAACUGUGAAGGGUUGUAGGCGUACUGGUGUAAGUCCUGCGAUUCUUCAAAGGAAUUCCAUCAAGACAUGAACUGCGAGUUUGUGUGUACUGUUUGUAUAUACGUGUGGUGUGUCAUAUCAAUUGGUGUUUUUGGAUUCAUUGUGUUUACUCGUUGUUCUCGUACCUUGUUUUUAUUGCAUAAUUUUGUUAAAAUUUUCGUCGUGAUUACUUCUGAAGUUGUUUCUUGUCUUCUACAUCCGUGAAUGAAUUGAUUGAUGUUAAGGACAGCAGAUGGGUCG